Spinacia oleracea (spinach) is the source of this 1914-nucleotide messenger RNA. Its product is annotated as organic cation/carnitine transporter 7. The transcript is spliced from 6 exons. The record is from RefSeq and is a predicted model, not a curated record. NCBI's taxonomy places the organism in Eukaryota, Viridiplantae, Streptophyta, Magnoliopsida, Caryophyllales, Amaranthaceae. Gene Ontology annotation, molecular function: transmembrane transporter activity. Gene Ontology annotation, cellular component: membrane. Gene Ontology annotation, biological process: transmembrane transport. The coding region runs from base 182 to 1675 and encodes 497 amino acids.
AAUAAUAAUUGAGAUUUGCGAUGAUCUCCCCACUAAUCUGGGCCCUUUAAAUCCCAAACAAAAAACAAUCAGCCAAAGCAUUAAAAGGGUGCCACAUACACCUGCUUGCUUUUCACCUCUGCUUCUGUUUCAGCCGUUUAAAUUAAAAUUCAUCCAAGUUCAUCUGCAAUUUCAUACCCAGAUGGCGGAUCGGAUGGAGAUUUAUAGCAUGGAUGAUGCUCUUCUGAGCUUAGGAUUUGGAAAAUACCAAUCCUUUAUUCUUAUUUAUGCUGGACUAGGAUGGAUUUCAGAAGCCAUGGAAGUGAUGAUUCUUUCGUUUGUUGGACCAGCAGUACAGACUGAAUGGAAUCUUACUUCAGAGCAAGAGAGCCUUAUCACCACUGUGGUGUUUGCUGGCAUGCUGUUUGGGGCAUAUACGUGGGGUGUAAUUUCGGAUAGAUUUGGAAGAAGGAAAGGAUUUUUGGCUACAGCGAUGAUUACUUCUAUAUCUGGUCUUCUAAGUGCAGUUGCUCCUAACUACAUUACAUUAAUAACAUGCCGUUGUUUGGUUGGUGUUGGUGUCGGAGGUGGUCCUGUAUUAUUGGCUUGGUUUUUAGAGUUUGUGCCAGCGCCAAGGAGAGGCACUUGGAUGAUUAUUUUCCAAGGAUUUUGGACUGUUGGUACAGUCUUAGAGGCUGGCAUUGCAUGGAUUGUUAUGCCAUGGUUGGGAUGGAGGUGGCUUCUUGCUCUGUCUGCAGUGCCUGCAUUUCUUUUGCUGGUGUUUUAUUUUGUGGUUCCUGAAUCUCCAAGGUACUUGGUUCUGAAAGGCGAAAAACAGGGUGCCAUGCGAAUAUUGGAGAAGAUAUCCAAAGUUAAUAAAACAGAGUUGCCAUCUGGUGAUCUUUGCUCUGAUAUGGAAAUUGAGCAGUUAAGUGGUGUUCCUCCAGAACGUAAACCAUUGUUACAAAGUGUACAAGCAGGAGUUGCACCUCCUCCCAAUUCUCAAGAUAGUCCUCACACGGGGAUGCUUGAAUCAUUGUCAAUGCUUCUUUCACCAAAACUAAUUAGGUCAACCUUGCUUUUAUGGGUAGUAUUUUUCGGAAAUGCCUUUACUUACUAUGGCCUUGUGCUGUUGACCACGGAGUUAAACAAGACUGACAGUACAUGCCAUCUAAGACAAGUUGGUUCACAAGAGUCUGCCAAUGUCAAUUACAGAAAUGUCUUUAUUACUAGCUUUGCUGAAAUUCCUGGCCUGGUCCUUGCUGCUGUCAUUGUUGAUAGACUUGGUCGUAAAGUUUCAAUGGCAGCUUUGCUCUUUUUAUGUUUCCUCUUCAUGUUGCCGCUUAUGCACCAUCAGUCAGACGGUCUAACAACAGCUUUGCUCUUUGGAGCUCGAGCAUGCAUUAUGGGAUCUUUCACACUCAUGUUUUUAUAUGCCCCAGAGAUAUACCCAACAGUUGUGCGGAGUACUGGUGUUGGACUUGGGAGUUCGAUGGCAAGAAUUGGUGGAAUGGUCGCUCCAAUGGUAGCUAUAAGCCUGAUACAUGGAUGUCAUCAAACUAUUUCCAUUCUCCUUUUCCUCGGUGUGGUAUUACUUUCUGGGAUCUGUGUCAUGUUGUUUCCUAUUGAAACCAUGGGCCGCGAGUUGACAGAUAGCUUUUUCGAUAGCAGUACCUAUGAACGCUUAGUAGCCUAAAUUCUUAUGUAGUUCAUGUAUGUGUUCUUCUUCGUAAAAGCCAAUGAGGUCGUGGCCUAGUUGUCAAGACUGAGGUCUUGGACACAUUAGGUUCCAGAUUUCAAUCUGUUGUCUUGUCUCUUAUUUUUAUGGAUCUCUUUGUACUGAUUUGUUAUCUCCUUGUACUGAUUUUUUGCAUCUCUUAUAAACUACAGUAAUAAUAAUUAAAAAAGAAGAAAUAUCUUCUUGUUCUUGUAGAA